Epinephelus fuscoguttatus (brown-marbled grouper) is the source of this 4839-nucleotide messenger RNA. RefSeq names its product high-affinity choline transporter 1. Gene Ontology annotation, molecular function: choline:sodium symporter activity. Gene Ontology annotation, biological process: choline transport; transmembrane transport; acetylcholine biosynthetic process. Lineage: Eukaryota; Metazoa; Chordata; Actinopteri; Perciformes; Serranidae. The transcript has 9 exons. Gene Ontology annotation, cellular component: synapse; dendrite; axon. The record is from RefSeq and is a predicted model, not a curated record. Bases 197 to 1969 code for a protein of 590 amino acids.
CAAGAGGAUUACUUUGUGGUACCUGAGCAGUUUUCCAACAAAACCGUCUUUGUCACUUUGUAAAUCUUCUUUUGGAGGCCCUGCUCCUGUCAUAUAUUUAGACCUCCUUCUCCAAAGGAAAGUUCUCUCCAUGAGAUUCCAGUCCUCCGCGCGCAAUAGCACUUGAUCUCGGCGGGAGGAAGCGGACGAAAGGAAGAUGGCCAUCCACGCCGAGGGUCUCGUGGCUAUCGUGAUCUUCUACCUUCUGAUUCUGUUUGUGGGGAUCUGGGCCGCCUGGAAGAACAAAAACUCCGGCGUCAGCGAAAGCGGAGACCGGAGCGAGAGCAUCAUGGUCGGGGGAAGGGACAUCGGAUUGUUCGUUGGUGGAUUCACAAUGACCGCCACUUGGGUGGGUGGGGGCUACAUCAAUGGGACAGCAGAGUAUGUCUACCUGCCAGACUUCGGCCUGGCCUGGGCACAAGCACCCUUUGGGUACGCUCUCAGCCUGGUAGUAGGUGGCCUUUUCUUUGCCAAGCCCAUGCGCUCUCGUGGAUACGUCACAAUGCUGGAUCCCUUCCAGCAGCUGUAUGGAAAAAGGAUGGGCGGCCUGCUCUUUAUCCCCGCGCUCAUGGGGGAAAUCUUCUGGUCUGCAGCCAUUUUAUCUGCCCUGGGUGCCACUCUGAGUGUGAUCGUGGACAUAAACAUCAACAUGUCAGUGGUGAUCUCAGCCCUGAUCGCUAUCUUCUACACACUUGUUGGAGGACUCUACUCUGUUGCUUACACAGAUGUGGUCCAGCUCUUCUGUAUCUUUGUUGGCUUGUGGAUCAGCGUGCCUUUCGCUCUGUCCAAUCCUGCCGUUGCGGACAUCAGUGUUACAGCCAAGGAAGUUGUCUACCAGUCACCCUGGCUGGGGAAGAUUGUACCUGAGGACAAAUGGCUCUGGGCAGACAACUUCUGUUUGCUGAUCUUGGGGGGGAUUCCAUGGCAGGUCUAUUUUCAACGGGUUCUUUCUGCCUCUUCAGCUACCUACGCCCAGGUCCUUUCCUUCCUUGCCGCCUUCGGCUGCUUGGUCAUGGCCGUCCCCUCUGUCCUCAUAGGAGCGAUAGGGGCCUCCACUGACUGGAAUCAGACUACCUACGGGUAUCUCCCUCCGAAGGAUAAGGAUCAAUCAGACAUGAUCCUUCCCAUUGUGCUUCAGUACCUCUGCCCGCCCUACGUGUCCUUCUUUGGUCUGGGGGCGGUGUCGGCUGCGGUCAUGUCAUCGGCAGACUCAUCCAUUCUCUCAGCCAGCUCCAUGUUUGCCAGGAACAUUUAUCAGCUCGCCUUUCGGCAGUCGGCCUCAGACAAUGAGAUUGUUUGGGUGAUGCGCUUCACCAUCUUUAUAUUCGGAGCCCUUGCCACUGCUAUGGCAUUGUUAACAGGAUCCGUGUAUGGCCUGUGGUACCUGAGCUCCGACUUGGUCUACGUCAUCAUCUUUCCCCAACUUCUCAGUGUGUUAUUCGUCAAAGGCACUAAUACCUAUGGCUCUGUGGCUGCCUAUGUAUUUGGUCUUUUGCUGCGCAUUGGUGGAGGGGAGCCCUACCUCAAACUCCCACCCUUCAUCUACUACCCCGGAUGGGUGACCCAGGAGAGGAUCCACCACCUCACUGGGGAUGUGGAGUACUUCAUCCAGCAGAGGUUCCCAUUCAAGACAGUGUCCAUGCUGGCAUCCUUCUUGGCAAAUGUAGCGUUUUCUUACACAGCAAAGUACCUAUUCGAAAGCGGUACGUUGUCACAUAAGUACGACUUCCUGGAUGCUGUGGUGUCCAAGCACAGCAAGGAGAUCAUGGACAAAGCCACACUGGUGAGUAACCAUGAUAACAUCAUUCUUUCAGAGAUGGCGCCUGUCAAGCAGGCCCUGGGUGCAUCUCUUGCUGGAACAUUCAUCAACACGGAGGUCCUCAGUGAUGAUGGCGGGUCCAGUCCAGAGGCUUUUCACGAUGAAAACUAGGCAUCAAAGGCACAAAGAAAACUAGAACCAAGGAAUCUAUAGAAGAAGAAGGAAUAAUCUAAGAGGCAUUGACAUUCUUCAGGAUACUUGCUACUGCCACACUGGAAGCCAAAUCUGCAGAAAUCUGCUGUGGCUUCCGAGUGACUCCACAAGUUUGUUCCAGUUGAUGACACGGUGCGUCCUUCUUUUUUUAAGGUCCCUUGCCUAGAACCAGGAAAUUGACUGUCAAUCAGCUGUGUCAAGCAUACCAUACUCAUUCAUUUUUUUAAAUCAUGACUCUGUGAAUCUACAACCACUACAACCACUUUAAUUUAAGUGCUUGUGACUGUGAUCGGAGGGACUUUAAGGGCAUAACUAGGAGUGAAUGCAGUGGACAUCAACAUCUGCAAGGGUUUUCUGUGGGUAAUGAAAAUAGUGCAAUAUCUAACCAAGGAAAUGUGUCCACGUCUACAUAGCAGUGUGUGUGAGUGUGUGUGUGUGUGUGUGUUGAUGUAUACAUGCUCAUGUACUACUGACAACAAAGCAGUGAAUGCUACUGAACCUUUUCAGACUUCAAGUUUUAAGUUUGCGUAGAGUAAAUUUACUAAUAGAGCAAUAAUAUUUGUAGGAUCUUUGUUGUAUACAUAGAUAUAUUGUGCUAAAUUUGCAAGUUAGCCAUUGUUUUUAACUUGAAGAACAUUAGACAUUUCUUUCAUUUUUGUUUUAGCUUAAUUUAUGUUUCAUUUUCACCUUUCUCUUAACCCUCCUGUCAUACUCACUUAUUUCAGACGUGGUAAAUGUCGAACAGAACCACAUGCUACUAUGAUAUUACCAAACCCUUGACAGAAGGUUGUUACUGGAUGAUUCUGCAGAUUACAUUCAGUUUAGUCAUUAACAUUUUUAACAGUCACUAUCAACAUGAUUAAAUUUAGUAGUUCCUACAGUAUCCCCAUUUUGCAACUCCAAGAUCCACUCGAUGAAUCUAAGUGCAAUAUUUACUCAUUUUUUAUCUCUGUUUUGGUCUCUACCACUCCAAUCAACAGGUAAAUAUCUGGCUUUUUAGUUGCUAAAAAAAUCCACUCUGUUCACUAGCUAGUCUCUUACUAUGGCAGGUAGCAUACGUUGAGUUAAUCAGUGUCUUUUUCAGUAAAAAUCUGCAUGUGGCAGCUGUAAAUAAGGUUAUUGAGAGAAGUGACAAUGAACCAAGAAAGUAAAGUUGUGGGCCAGAAAACCAAAACAGACCAAGCUGAAAGACUCUAUGACACUCUGGGGACUGAGAGUUGGGUGAUAAUUAUCUGUCAUUUGACAGUCAUUAUUAAUCAAUUAAUACAUAUUUUAAGGAAAUGUUUAGAUCAGCAUUUAAGAAAGCAAAUGGUCAUAGUUAAACAUAAAAAACAAUGGGACAACAAUGUGACUCUCUGGUUUUAGAGUCAAACACAUUAAAAACUUCCACUUCUGGCAGUGAACGUUUGCACUGGACAUAAAACAUGUACUGCAGAAUCAUCAUGUACGAAUGUAAUUCCAUAAGAGCCUCAGUUUUCAUUACACACCACUACAAAGAUUCCAAUAUUCAAUAUAAACUUUGAUUCUUAAAUGGUUUUUUUUCCUGUGUAUCUUGCAAGCAGCCAUUGGCUUCCAUUCAUUUCCAUACCUUAUGGAAACCAAUUUGCAGUUUUUGUCUUUGUCAAACUUAUGAGUGCGUUAUACAUUUUGGAAUUAAUGUGCAUUUACAACUGCAUUCCCACAUAACGAUGACACUGACAACAAUUAAAGCACAUAUGAUGUUCAUUUUUCAAGUCAAUUUUCACAUAUAAAUGAAUGGAAUUCAAUGGCAGCCUGAAAAGUGUGACAGUUCAGAAAUCUGAAACAAUUCAGUAAGCUUUAUAAAUGAUUGGCAUUCAUGAACAAUACCUUUGAAGACUGAUAUGGUCUUUUAAAAUGAUCACACAGAAGCUAUUUUGAAAUGUGUGUGUGAGUAUGAUGGUUUGUGUGGUCAUCCUAAACCUGUAUUGACUGGCCAGCCACAGCAGGUUAGCGGAGACAGGAAAUGAUUGUUCCUCUCGGAUGGUGUCAGUGGCACCGGUCAUUAUCGAUCCAAUCCCCAGUCGAUUAGCCCUUAGGACAUUUGAUUAAUGCUGCAAAGCGGUUUGACACUGUGGUUUAUAAGGGUUUGUUUAACAGUGUGUCAUAUACAGUGAUGAAAGCUGAAAUGUUAUUGAUUGAGCACCCUCACAUGACUUCCCUAACAUCAGUCCUCAUAGUCCCCCCAGGGCUGGUUGUUUUAAACUACCCAGCACACUGCUGCUCUGUAUGAUGAGAAUCAAGCAAAGGAGUUGUCACUUCAUGCAGUGAUUUCUGGCAUUGUUAUGUGUUGCUAUUGUCCAGUUGACUUCUGUGUGUUUAUCUCCUCUCAGAGUUGUUGUGGAUUGUUUGUUUCUUUUUGAAUCUAUCGAAUCGCCUUAAUUCAGAGGUCAGCUGUGGAAAAUGACUGUGUUUGGAACGCUGGCAAAAAGUGACCACUUUUAUAGAAUAUUGCCGUUAGAGGACAAAGCUGGUAAUACUCUGCAUUUAAUUUAUUGUCAACAACUAAGACCAGAACCAAUGACGUUUUGAUGAUGUCAGGGAUUUUCUGACUUCCCAACCUCAUCUUUAGCACUCAGCUGCAAACCCAUUCAUUUCAACUGAAGAUGUACAUCUUAAAAAAGGGGUCGCAUAUACAUAGUGUCCAUUUUUUUCCUGAAUCUACUGGUUUUCCCCCAAGAAACUAAUAUAACUGAGUAAAUGUUCCUCUGUUGGCCUAAUGUGCAAUUCAGAGUACUGAAGACAACAUUUAUUGGCAUUGUUGGGGAUUCUGUUUGCAAUUAGAGCAGCCCAGAUUAUUAUGGCAUGGG